CGAUCGGCUCUCAUCUCAUCCUUCACUCCCUCAUUUGCUCGAUCUGCUUUAUCCUUCGCCUUUUUUUAAACGACAAGGGGAGAGGGAGAAAGGAACAAUAAUAAUGAUGGAAGCAAAGGCGACGAAGAUUAGCGCCGAUGAUAAUGUUAUCAGCGGUGACGAAGUUAAGAUCGAGAUAUUUUGGGUUGCAUGUCGUUUUCUUGGGGGGUUUUCCAAUUUUGGUUGGAUCGGGAGUUUCUGAUUCCUCUUCUUUUAUUUUUGCUUGAUUUUAUGCACAUAUGAGCGAGGAGAAAAAGCAGAUAGCUAGCUCAAACGGGCAUGGGCGAGUUCAAAAUGGUGGCGGAGUAGAGAAACAUUGUGGUCGAUUUCGAACGGCGGCGGCUAGGUGAAACGCUGAUGAAUUCGAAACAGUGUCGGGGAGAAAUGCCGGCGAGGGUUUAUGGGAAAAGGAGGGAUAAGGUGGGAUUCACCGACGAUGAGCCACAUUAGUGGUGAAGACAACAAUGGCAGAAAGGGGAGACUGCCUUUUGAAUCCAGGAGAGCAUCAUGUUGUUGUUUUGCCUAUGCCCAGGCUAUUGCGUGGUCAGCUGCUGGUUCAGCUAGAGUACCAUCAAUGAAGCCAAGUUUGUUCUUGCCCCCAAGAGCAUUGUGCAUUGCCUUACUCCAAUCGUUAUAGUUAGUGGUGGUGAGCUUCUCUGCAACAAGAAAUAGACCAGGUUUUCAUAUCCAUGGAGGUAGAAUGGAUCCGCCAUAGGGUCUGGAUUUGCUGC
This is a messenger RNA of Linum tenue, 770 nucleotides long. NCBI's taxonomy places the organism in Eukaryota, Viridiplantae, Streptophyta, Magnoliopsida, Malpighiales, Linaceae. The record is from the annotation of a GenBank genome assembly.